CGUCAUAACAACACCACAUCACGGGUUUGACGCCGCCGUCUCUCUAACCGUCAGAUUGUUCUAGCCUCGGCCUCCCAUACCCGUGUAGCGCCGAUUCUAGUUUUUAGAUUGUCGUCGUUCUGAGCACUAGUGGACAGAAUAAGUGAGUCCAUGGCGGCGACAGUCACUACAUUCACGGUGACAGUAGUGAUGCUACUGCUAGUCACAAAGAAAAUUACAUCAGUUCAAGUGACGAUUGAGUCACCAACACUACAGUCUGGUACAAGUACUCUUAACCUGGCAAUUGGCCACACUUUGUAUUUGACAUGCCAAGUGACUGGAAUAUCAGCUUUUCAAAGAGCGUGGUUUCACAACGACACCAUGCUAGUAAUGAGCGAUACUGUUGAAAUAUUUAGAAGUGGUCAGGAAAUCCAUUGUGCAAAUGCAACGCAAGCAUCACGAGGACGAUACAGAUGUUGUGCAAAAACAGCACAACAACAGUUUUGCAGUGACGACGUCACAGUGGAUGUUAUAGAUCCACCGAUCUUGAGACAAAGAUGGAGUGACAAGAUCAUUCGUGUUGAAUACGGCACUAGAGCUUUCAAACUGUCUAUAGACGUCACAUAUGCAUUGACUAGCUUCUGUGCAUGGUACAAGGACGGCUUUCGGUUAUCACAACUGCAUGAGUGUCACUUUCCCACAAAUGGUCUGAUUGAGUUAAAGCUACCUUUUCACAAGGAUUCGAACGAUUCUUCGUUGAUCGACUACGACGACUCCGGGCAGUACAACUUCACUCUACAUGCAGUACUUUUUCCGGAUGUUGACUCGACCGUAUCGGUGACGUUGAUUGUUGUGGGUCCACCUGUUGCUCCUGAUGCUCCUUCGGUGUCUGUUAUCGGACACUCGAGUGUGUCUGUAACCGUCAGUUUUGAUUGGUCGAUGAUUGGUAAUAGAGAUAUGGGACCUGAUGUGUACCUGCUGCAGUAUGCACCGGCUGGUACUACGGAGUGGGUGACUCGAAACGUGUCAGUCAAUGUAUCACCCGGUAUGUCUGGUAUGAGGUAUUAUACUCGUGUGGUAAACAUCAGUCGACUACGUCCGUGUGCGAUCUAUAAUGUGAGGACGUUGGCAGAGAACAAGCAUGGAGUUAGUACGAGUCCUAUCGUCGAAGUGACGCUACCACCAGUGUCGUACGACGAAUUCCCACUGUAUUCUGAUCAUUCUAACGACAGAUUUGUAACAUCCAGUCAAAACGGUCACAAAAUUGUUUGCUUACCGCCACGUCUUUCAUCAACAAAAUUUGGUAACUCGAUAUGUCACUUGCCUGAAGACUCAAACUUGAACAAACAGGAGAUAUCAUCACUGAGUGUACUGCGUGUCACGUUGUCGUGUGCUAAAGGAGAAGAAGCACCUAACUGCACUUCUGUGUGCCCACUUGAAGUAGAUGAGUGUCUCGAGGGGCGUUGGACACUGAGUAUGCAGGAGAUCUGCUCAUACAAUGUACCUCAUCCUUUCAGUGAAACAACAGGCACAUCAAAGCCCACUACUCGUGACAGUAAUCACGGAGUCGGUGUUAGUGUCAGUUUGGGUGUCGUUGUUGCUGGCGUCGUUGGAAGCAUCGUUAUUGGUUGGAGGGAUUACCACUGGUUGGACUGAAAUUUCGAGUGUUUUACAAUUGAGCUUUACAAUUUACUAUUAUGUAUCUAAUGAUUAUUUGUGGAUUACUGUGCUCUAGAUUUUAUUUCAAGAUAUACAGUUAUAUUGACAGAUUAACUGCAAAGUUGUAAAGUUUUUUUGAGUGUAUGGUAGUCUAGACUUUUUGUGUUGACAAGGUGGUAUUUUCAUUAUUUGUGUACGUCUAUACUGAGACUGUGAAGCUACUGGAUGUAGAUACUUUCAAGUUUAUUAAGUUAAACAGCGCUCUCGAAGUUGUGGCUGUUGUUUUUAUUUUUAGCGUUUGUGGAGACAUAAUGUAAAAUGAAUUACUAGAUAGCUUACGUUGAGAAUCUUUACAGAG
Molecule: messenger RNA, 1996 nt
Organism: Corticium candelabrum
Lineage: Eukaryota; Metazoa; Porifera; Homoscleromorpha; Homosclerophorida; Plakinidae
Product: tyrosine-protein phosphatase Lar-like
Exons: 7
Coding region: 151-1635 (494 amino acids)
Molecular function (GO): protein binding
Source: RefSeq, a predicted model, not a curated record